AUGCCGUUGGACAGCUCGACCUACGCCCUGGCGCAUCUCCGCGUCGACGGUCGGCGAUGGAACGAGCUCAGGCGCAUCCAUGGUCAGAUGUCCACUCAAGCCGCUGCAGAUGGCAGUAGCUAUUUCGAGAUGGGGAACACCAAGAUCAUCUGUACCGUGCUAGGCCCGAGGCAGCAGACGCGAAGUGGAGGGGGAAGUCAGAGCGCCAAGGCGAGCAUUGAAGUAGAGAUUGGCCUUGCUGGAUUCAGCGGCAUGGACAGGAAGAAGAGAUCCAGGACAGACAAGUGAGAGAGGACACGCCCAUCGGGACAUGGACAAUAAGUGCUGAUGCUGCGGGAAUAGGCGUAUACACGAAAUGCAGUAUGCCAUCUCAUCCGCUUUCUCCGACACCGUCUUUACCUCUUUCUACCCGCAUUCCACCAUCAGCAUCCUCCUGCACGUGCUCUCCCAGGAUGGCGCACUGCUGGCUGCUUGCCUCAAUGCUGCCACUCUUGCUCUCAUCGACGCGGGCGUGCCCAUGAAAGACUACAUCACAGCUUGCACCACCGGGUCUACCGCAUCAUAUGCCUCCAACGACGAAGAGGCGGAUCCUCUCCUAGAUUUGAAUGGAGUGGAAGAGCUGGAACUGCCGUUUCUGACAAUGGGUACGAGUGGAGGCGAGGACAAGGUCAAUGUGCUUGUCAUGGAAACCAGAGUACAACUACCACGAGUAGAAGCUAUGAUUUCGGUUGGUCUGGAUGGAUGCAAGCAGAUCCGUGCAAUUUUGGACGGCAUUGUGAGGGAUCAUGGGAAGAAGCUGUUGAAGUCGAAAUGA
Messenger RNA from Lecanosticta acicola, 814 nucleotides. Lineage: Eukaryota; Fungi; Ascomycota; Dothideomycetes; Mycosphaerellales; Mycosphaerellaceae. The record is from the annotation of a GenBank genome assembly.